Molecule: messenger RNA, 2763 nt
Organism: Electrophorus electricus (electric eel)
Lineage: Eukaryota; Metazoa; Chordata; Actinopteri; Gymnotiformes; Gymnotidae
Source: RefSeq, a predicted model, not a curated record
UGUGAAUCAACUGAACUGAAUAACAAGCUUGUCUUUAAAUACAACUAUACGUUCAUUGUAAAAAUAAAAAAGUAUGUAUUCUGAAACUUUCACCAAUUCAGUAGAAAAAAAUCUUACAUAAAGAAGUAAAAAAGUGACAAUAAGAAAAAAAAAUCUUGCCGCAUUUCUGUGUUCUUCUCAAGAAGACUUAAUGUGGAAACAGCAGCAUAGCCUGGAAGAGCUACACAGUAACUCAGUAAAGCUUCAGAAUUACUGUAGAGCUUCACAUAUCUCAGUAGAGCUUCACUGUCCAUAUCUCUAUUAAUUUGUAAGCUUGUAAGCCUCAGCUCCAGCGGAAUACUUUAUGUAGCCAUAAAACGAUUGAUUAACUAUGAAAGUGCUGACCUCUAAAUCCUCAUCACUAGACAUCUCAAGAAUCAAUCUGUAUUUCUUCUUUCUGAAUAUUUGAAAAAUGGAAUGAGAAUUACAGUAGAACAUACAAACACAUUAGUUCCCACACAUCAUCAGAACUGAAUGUUUAAACAGGGUUUUCAGUUUCUGGCAGAAUUUCCAAACUGUUGCACUAAGCUUGUCAUUAUUUAGUUUUCCACUAUUGAUUCAUUUUCUUGAUUUUGCUUGCACGCAUAAUGUUUCUUCUGUCACAAAACAGCUUCAAAACAGAUUCAGAUACCCUAGUACAGAUUUAUUUUUGAUGGUUGCUAGCCUAUUCACAACACACAUCAUUUCAAACUGACAAAAUAUCAUCAUCAUAACGCUUCUUUAAAGUUGGAUUUGAGUUGGGUCUGUGGCUUCCUGAAAUGGGUAUACAGUCGGAUAUCUUUAUAUGGAUUUGGUGUUUCCUGUCUCUACAUUAAUUGCACUAAUGUCUUUGAACAGCAACAUCCGGUAAGUUGUUUUCUGUCUUCCACACUCUCUUUCUUUCCUUUGUUCAAUUUUGAUCUUACUCACUGAGUGUAGCAGCUGGGCUCUUGUAAACAACGAUAAGUCCUGUAAUCCUUAAUGCAGAAGUGUGUGCGCGCGCACACGUUUGGGUGAGUGGGUGUUAAGGUAAAACCAGUGUGUUUAUGAAUGAAACAUCUGUGGAGCAUGAUUGUUAUUUUGAGAAUUUUGUUUUACUAGGAACUUCAGGAUUCCUGCCAGUCCGUUGACGUUCUACAGUAAUUGACAAGUCAGAGCAGGAAGGCCACAUAUGAUGACCAGGUGCGGCAGAGACCACCUGUACACAGAGUUUAAACACAGAGGCCUUUUCCUUGAGAUGUUUCCUAAUGGCACAAUUACAGGAACACCCAGGCAGACAGGACACACUGUGAUAGAGCUGAAAGCUGUGAAAUCAGGAGAGACUGCAAUUUGGGGUGUAAUGUCAUCACGCUACUUGUGUAUAGAUGCAUCUGGUCAGCUGUUUUCGCUGAGUGUUUAUUUGGAUGCUGACUGUUCCUUCAUUGAGCAGUUAGAGUCUGAUGGCUACACCCAUUUCCUAUCCACAUACCACAAACUUCCGGUGUCCCUCAAUUUUAAAGGCCUCCCUCAGAAACACAUGCUACCCUAUUCUCAGUUCCUACCACUCAGAAAUAACCUGUUUUCUAGAGACUAAAGCAGAGGAACAGGACAACGCAGAGCAUUUUCAGACUGAAGAAGAUUUGGACUCAGAUGACCCACUCAGACUCAGACAGUCUGUUCAGAACCACAGGAGUCCACUCUUUCACAUGGACCAGUAGGAAUCAACCUGACCUGCUAUUCUAGAUGGAACAGUAUCAACUGUAUCUGCACAGGAAUCAACCCUACCUGCUAUUUCUACAUGGACCAAUAGGAAUCAUUCUCAACAUGAUUCUCAACAAUUACUAACAUAAUCAGAAUUAAUGUUUCAUGUAAACCAUUUUCAUCAUUCAUUCAUGUACAGCAGUACAUUUCCAAUAUGUUUGGGGGUAGUGGCAGCUCAGUGGUUAAGGUACUUGAAUUAUAAUCAAAGGUUGCGAGUUUAAGCCCCACCACUGCCAAGCUGCCACUGUUGGGCCCCUGAGCAAGACCCUUAACCCUCAAUUGUUCAAGUUGUAUUCAGACAUAAUUAUAAGUUGCUUUGGAUAAAAGCAUCAGGUAAAUGCCAUAAAUAGGUUCUUUAUACAAAUUCUUGACUCUUAAUUGUUAUUUCAUUAUUAUUUUGACUGCUCACAAAUUUAAAAAGUUAAAUUUGCAUUUCCUUUCAUAAUAAUUACUUGAUAUUUGUAUUUGCCUUUAUCUUGUGGUAAUCUAGACUGCAAGCUAUUUAUGAAGUGUGUGAUAAAUAACUAAAACCAGCAAAGGAUUAUUUAAGCAAUUUGUUUGCAUAUUUAUCCCAUUAUUUAUUACUUAGUACUUUGUUUUUGAACUGUGGUGUUAUUGUGUGCGAGGCGUAAAUUGAGCAGAGAGGCUGUCUCAAGAUGACAGACCUGGAGGGGGCCGUAGCAGGUUCAUUCAUUUGUUUGUCAGAUUUUAACUCGAGUUAAAAAUCAUUACAAAUAAUAGUAAUUGCUGUACUACUAUUGCUGUAUUAAAAUUUUAAACACCUUCUGAAUUACCAGUUGAAUAAUUACUGUAACAACAAAAUAGCAGUUGCUUGUUUAUUUAUUCUAAAAACUCCUGUGAUACUUAUGAUGCUAAACUGCAUCACAGACCAUUAAUGAAUCAAAAUGAGGCUGAACUCAGCUGGGUUAUGAUCAACAUUACAAAUAUUAACAAUAACCAGCAACAAUAAUAACAACAAUAAAAAUUGCAUAAGAAUUUUGAUAA